Messenger RNA from Moneuplotes crassus, 1950 nucleotides. NCBI's taxonomy places the organism in Eukaryota, Ciliophora, Spirotrichea, Euplotida, Euplotidae. The record is from the annotation of a GenBank genome assembly.
AAAAUUUAAGAGCAAUGAAGAGCUCAGAAGUAUUCAACAAGCUGUUGUCGACUGAAAAGGUCACAUUAGAGGAGAUCCUUAACGAUGAUGACUUCCUCAAUGAGAUUAAGAUCAAGAAUGAGAACUUAUUCGAGUAUCUCAAUUAUGAAAGAAUGAAGAGCAUGAUUGAUUUACUCAUAAUUGAACCAAAAAUAGGCGACUCUAGUAUAAAGUCCUUCAGAUUACCCUUCGUCAUCUGUGAAAUGUUCUGACAAGAUAUCGGCCAUUGCAUUGAUUACUUCAGUAGCAAAUUACUGGAUAAGACAAAUGAGUAUGAGCUGAUGACACAAUUGUUAAGCUAUUUCGCUCAGGGUAAGGAGAAUUUGGAACUUGGGAGACUUAAUCAGACUAUAUCUGGCUAUAUUUCAAAGAUUGUUACUUUCUAUUGUCUCAAGCGACCAUAUCAGAUUCUUGAUUUCCUUGAUUGUAAUCACCAGAUUAUUAAAAAUCUCACAAAUCAUAUUUACCUAACUGAAUGAAUUUCCGAUAUUUUAGUAAAAUUUAUAUGCCUUCGAGCACCUGAAAAUUUGGAAGCACUUGAAAAUGUGCAGCAAACAGUAAUGGAGUCAACAGUAGCCUCACUAGGAGAGGAGAAGCAUGAGCUCAACGAUGAGUUCCAUUCUCAGGCGUUGGGAACUCUCAACAGUACGAUCCGUAGAUGCUACCUAGUCAUUAACAGUAAAGAUUUCUUCCAGAGGUGGUUUUCCAAGGACUAUUUAGAAGUCACAAUGGGGGAGAGCGUCCUCUCAAGACUCAUAAAAUUCAUAUUUGAGAGGUUAGAUUCUAGCUCCAAACAGAAUGUGAUAAAAUGAGUUGAGACCCUCUGUGACCUGGUGAACAACCUAUUCAUAUGUACACCUGAGGAGUCCGUUCAAGAUGUAACAGAGUACCAAUUUGGCUUCAUAGUUGAAGCCAUCGGCCCCACUGAAGAAACUAAGGGGGAUCCUAAUAAUGUAUCCAUGGAAGAGGAAAAGCAUGAAGGUGAAGGACAAGACAAAGAGGAAGACAAGGCAGAUGAAAAUGAAUCAAAAGUCCUUGAACAAGUCAACAACAACAAGAAGAAAGUGCUUAAGAAUCAAGCAACUCUCUUCUUACAAGAGGAAAGUUUGGAAAGGAUUCAGCAGAUCUUUGGCAUUGUCCUAGAAAGUUUUACAGAGUUCUUCACGUAUGUUGCUCAGGAUAAUUUUAGCAGUAAGACUUCCAGACAUAAAAGGAAUCUGUCCUUCGGUGGAGGAGGGUCAUCCAAGAAUAUGAUACCUGCGAAGUACAAUACCGAGCCGGUUAUAAGGGUUCUAGUCGCAAGAAUGCUGAAGUGGUUUAACAUUUUCCUCACGUUUCAGUCCGAAAGCAUUGAUAAGUUCCUCACUGAGUCUGAAAUCCUAAAGGAUAUAGUAACAAUUUGAGAGAUCUACGAUGAUCACAGCUUGAUCCAGAUGGAGAUAAGGAAAAUCUUUACAAAUCUGCUAUCAAAAGAAGACAUUUUACUCAAAUAAAAAAUUCCUGAAUGAUAGCAGAUGUAUCUUUUUGUUCGCUAAGAAGUUAAACAUGGUUGACUUCAGCUCUCCGAAAGGAGUGAAGAAAUGCAUCUACACGACUAUAAAACAUUGCGUGCACAUCAUUCUUACCAGUGAAGACUGUCGUCUCGAAGGCAUUUUAGAGGACAUGCAUGUCAACUGGGAGAUUAUCAAGGAGGCUAUAACUAAGGAAGCUGAAGAAAUAAAGCAACUUAAAGAAGCUGAUAUGGACAAAACAGAAGGAGUCUUCUCUGAUCCCUCUCAUAGAGAUAACGACCAGGUGAAGAAGCAUAACCAGAAGAAGGAUGUCAUGGUAAAGGGCGGUAUCUCCACAGAGCUUGUAAAGAAAUCAGUAGAGGCAAGGAAAAGACUUGUUGGUCUCGAAGGCCUAAUUUAA